Molecule: messenger RNA, 1377 nt
Organism: Naegleria lovaniensis
Lineage: Eukaryota; Heterolobosea; Eutetramitea; Acrasida; Naegleriidae
Exons: 1
Coding region: 1-1377 (458 amino acids)
Source: RefSeq, a predicted model, not a curated record
AUGAUAUCAUCAUUGGGAAUACAAAUUCACGGAGCAACUCCGUCCUAUUUACCCUCCAUUCCUUCCAAUGUCGUUGCCUCUGCUAUUUCAACUCAGACCAAUGUCAUUGUAUAUUCAGGUAAAAACGCCAAUGAUAUCAUUUCCAAUCCUCGAGUUGUUAUCACUCAAUUACAAUUCCAAGAAUGUGUUUUUAUUGUUGAGAGUUUAAAUCCAAUUACAGAUGCAUCAGGCGAGAAAUGGUUGUUGAUAAAUAUUCCAAUGCAAACAUCUUUAAAUCAAGAUGGAACUACAUCAGGUGUUCAAGGAUUUGUUAAAAGAGAUGCAUUAUAUAUUCUUGUAACAUCAUCUUCAAAGAUUACAUCAUCGACAAAUAUGAUGGCUGAUAUUUGCCCAACCAUGAGUGAUGUUACUUCAAUCACUUCAUCAGAAUACUCAAACUCAAAAUUAAGCAUUGUGAAGAGUGAUUCUGCAGAGCUAUUCAAAAGAAGGUGUAGCGAAUCUGGAUGUACUAAGGAAGAUUUAAUUUUUAACUUAUCUUUUGGAACUCUUCUAUACUAUGAAACAGUAGAGAAAACCGAUGGGUGGCGAAACGUGAAAAUUAUUACGGGAAAUGGAACAUUGGGCUCUUCACAAUCGUUUAACACACUCUUUCAAAACGCUUACAUUCGAGAGAGCGACAUUACCAGCUUUAAAGAAUCGACAAGAGAACGAAUUGCUUCCGUUGUAAGACCUGACCCAGACUCUACAAACUUUGAUCAACAUCCUAUUACAAAAUACGGUUUGAAGCUUAUCGGGUGCAAAUACAUAGCGGGUGGAAGAAGCAUAUCCGAUAUCGAAUCUAGUGAUUAUACAGGCAUGGAUGCAACCGGACUUACGAGUCUUCUGUACAUGGUUACUUUUAGCAAACGAAUUCCACGUACCAUCAAUGACCAAUACAAGGCUGCAGAUUCCAAAAUAUCAAUGAAUGGUUUUCAUACGGGAGAUUUAAUAUUUCUUUCCAACACUUCAUCAGAUUCAAUGACCAAUGUGAUGGUGUUUGCAGGAAAGGAUACUCAAUCAAACGAGGAAUUUAUUAUUGAAUCAACAGAAAAUGGAGGUGUGAAAAUAAUGACUGUAACACAAAGAUUAGGAGUGAAGUCUGUACGAAAUUUGUCAAGUGGAGACACUAUUUUGAAUGGAAAGUUCAAAUUUUACUAUGCUAGCUUCUUUGAGAGAUCUAUCCAAGAUGAGAAAUUUGUUAUUGAGCUACUCUUGUAUAUCUUUGUAUUGGGAACUGUACUUCUUGCCAUCAUGUUUAUUGUGACCAAACAUGUUUACAAAAAGAUCAAACUUUGCGUGAAAGGGUCUGUAGCAGCUCGUAGAUACAGUAAUGUAUAA